Molecule: messenger RNA, 1479 nt
Organism: Lactuca sativa (garden lettuce)
Lineage: Eukaryota; Viridiplantae; Streptophyta; Magnoliopsida; Asterales; Asteraceae
Source: RefSeq, a predicted model, not a curated record
AUGAUUGAUGCUUCAAGUGGUGGUGACAUCUUCAACAAAACCCCUCACGAUAUCCGAUUACUUUUUGGUACCAUUUCUCAAAAUCAAAGGAAUUUUGGGACUCGAAAUGACAUGAAGAGAAAUUCUACACAAGUGGUUGGUGAAGUUAGCAACACUCAACACUUGGAAUCAAAGCUCUUGGAUUUGACUAAUGUGUUAAGACAAAUGGUGGUGGGAAGUGGUCAACAAUUGAUGGUGUGUGGUAUUUGUGCAAUGACGGGCCAUUAUACGGAUAAGUGUCCCACACUUGGAAGUGAACCGGAAGAUGUGAAUGCAAUGGGCGGAUAUCAAAGUCAACCAAGACCCAUGGGAUUUCAAAACAAUUUCAACCCAAAUUGGAGGAAUAACCAAAACAAACCUUAUCCACCAAAGCAAAAUCCACCAAAUCUUUUGAUGGGACCCCAACAUCCACAAUACCAAUCCCAAAAACCUCCAUAUCCACAAAAUUCUUAUAACCCUCCAAAUUACCAACAACCUCCACAACAAGGCCAAUCAAGUGACUUGGCAACCGCUCUCAACAAGAUAGAACAAAAGGGUAAACUUCCAUCACAAACUGAGAAGAACCCAAAUGUGAGUGCCAUCACCUUGCGAAGUGGGAAAACACUUAGAGAAAGUCAACCUAAAAGAGUUUCAAGAGAAGACAAAGAUGAAGUGAUCAUUGUGGAACCUCCAAAAGUUGUAGUUCCUCCAAAGGAACCGGUUGUGCCAAAUGUUGAUAAACCCGAUCCUUCCAAUAAACCCAUCAAACCAUUGGUCAUACCACCACCGUUUCCAUCCCGGUUGGCUUACUCAAAGAAACAAGAAGAAGAGAAAGCGUUUCUUGAGACUUUCCGCAAGGUUCAACUCAACAUUUCACUAUUGGAUGCCAUUAAGCAAAUCCCACGUUACGCCAAAUUUCUUAAGGAUUUUUGCACCAACAAGAGAAAAUUCAAGACAAAUGAGAAGAUUCAAGUAAAUGUAAAUGUAUCCGCGGUCAUCCAAAAGAAGCUUCCACCCAAAUGCAAGGACCCGGGAAUGUUUGCUAUACCUUGUACCAUUGGUGAUUUACAUGUUAAAAGUGCCAUGCUAGAUCUUGGAGCCUCAAUCAAUGUCAUGCCAUACUCGGUUUUUCAAUCUCUCAAUGUUGGACCUUUGGAAGAAACCGGAGUCAUUAUUCAAUUAGCGGACAAGUCAAGUGUAUUUCCAAGAGGCAUGUUGGAGGAUGUACUCGUUCAAGUCAAUCAACUAGUAUUUCCUGCGGAUUUCUAUGUCAUUGACCUUGAAGAAAAGACUCCUUCCAAGUCAUCUAUGAUUCUCCUUGGAAGACCCUUCAUGAAUACCGCUCACACGAUUAUUGAUGUCCAUAAUGGGAAGAUCACCAUGGAUUUUGAUGGAGAGACCAUUCACUUCAACAUCUUCGAAGCAAUGAGAUAUCCUAGCAAUAUAUCUCCAUUGUAUUGA